UCUUUUUUUCAUGGAUGGAGAUAUGGAGAUUAAAGAAUCGAGCGACUAUGAGUCCUAUGUGGUCUUCAUUUCCAAAAAGAGAAGUAGAGUAUCACUGACUGCACCAUGUUAUGUUGACGUGGCACAUUUAAAUGGACCCAUGUAUAUAACAGGCCACAUUGCUUAGUCGGACAGUCAAACAGUAGUCAUUCUACAAAAUAUCAGUCUACUUACAAUCGCUGAGACAUAGAAGGCAUUUGCAGUUGAGUACAGUCGAGCUCUACAUAGAUGCAGUGUUAGGUUUUCCAAGGCCAGAAUGGGGUCUCUUGAAAAUGACAUCAAUCAAGAUUUUCAGGAUGCCAUUGAUGUAAUUCAGCGUCAUUCUCAGAUACGGAACUAUGACACGGAAAACAAAAACUAUGAGAAUUUGGAAAGUCAACAGUCUUCUGUGAGACAUGCCAUCUCAUACUAUCAGUUCACACCUCAUUUUGAGCCUCCAGGAUCAAUGUAUGACUGGAAUGAAUCCUCAUCAUGGUCUCACAUUGUGCCAGAUGUGUCUCUGGGGCCAUUGUGUUCUGCUGAGCCUUCGGUAUUUUACUCAAAUUUACCACAGCGCCACGGAAAAGGUCGUAAGAAGUUACGGUUAUAUGAAUAUCUGCACGAGGCCCUUCACGACGACAACAUGGGCGACUCCAUCCAGUGGACGGACCGAGGUAGCGGCAUCUUCCAUUUCAUCUCGAAAAAUAAAGAGAAACUGGCCGAGUGCUGGGGUCAAAGAAAGGGCAACCGCAAGACCAUGACCUACCAGAAAAUGGCACGCGCUCUCCGCAACUACAGCCGCACGGGCGAGAUUGUGAAGGUGCGUCGCAAGCUCACCUAUCAGUUUAAUCCAGCUAUACUGCAGCGACUGAGCUCACUGUCAGGCUACAGCUCAGGCCCUUCGUCCAGAGACAUGGCCCUUCAUCAACAAGGCUCUUCUGAGCAUGUGUACUACAGCUCUCCUCUCCCAGACUGUCAUUACUGGUACGGCCAAUACUCUUACCAGGGCGAGUAUGAUCUUGCUACUGUACUGACAGUGCAUGAGGAUCCCAAAAUAGGCGUUUGAUUCUCAAAAUAGCCAAUUCCUAAAUUCCAUAAAUUUUACCCUCUCCCUGUCUUUUACAAGAUUGGAGAUGCUUUGAAAUAAACCUUGACAUGGUAAAAUGUGUAGAACAAUAAAGCUGUUUUUCUUACAGUGCAUUAGAAAUUAGUAAAUGUAGGAUGUUAACAUACCGUUGAAAAGUUUAGAGUCAGUAAGGAUUUUUUUGAAGGAAAUUAAUACUUUUAUUCAGCAAGGAUGCAUUAAAUUGAUUAAAGGUGACAUUAAAGACAAUUAUAAUGUUACAAAAAGUUUCUAUUUCAAAUAAAUGCUGCUCCUUUGAACUUUUUAUUCAUUAGAAUCCUGAAAAAAGGUAUCGCCGUUUCCUCAAAAAUAUAAAGCAGCACAACUGCUUUCAACAUUCAUAAUAAUAAUAAAAUGAGCACCAAAUCAGCAUAUUAGACAGAUUUCUAAAAGGAUCAUGUGACACUGCAAACUGGCUGUUGAAAAUACAGCUUUGCAAUACAUUCGAAUAGAAAACCCUUAUUUUAAAUGGAAAUAUUUCACAAUAUUACUGUUUUUACUCUAUUUUUAAUUUAAAAAUGCAGCCUUGGUGAUGAGAUUUCUUUCAAAAAUGUUAAAAAAUCUUACUGACCCCAAACUUUUGAACAAUAGUGUAUAUGUAGAGUGGCCCUAAAAAGUAUUUGGACACUUAAGAGACACUCAAAAUGUAUGUACAUGUAUUUGCAUUAUGUAAAUAUAAUAUCAAACCAAAUAACACAACCAAGAACGACAGCUCAAGCACACAUUUCAAGAAAAACAUUUCACAAAAAGGUUUCAAAUUCUUAAAUAGAAGGAAAAAUGUGCAUAAUUAGGACACCUGUGUGAACUUGAGGACAACUGACUUCAUAAAUCCAUAAAAAAAUCACCUUAGGAGAAGUUGGUUAAAAGUAACUGCAAAAAUGGUUCAGAAAGAUAUUUUGAUAUUUUGUAUACAAUAAAAUAACAUUGUGUCCACAUACUUUUGGGAACCACUGUUUAUCUACUGUUAUACUUCUAUAAAAGUAUAUCUUCAUAUUUAUAUCUGCUUUUUUCAACUUGUUUACAUAAGAUCAUUUGUUUUUGUGUUCAAAUAAAGUUUCCUGUCUUGAAAAUCCCAAUUAAUUUGUUUGUUGUAAAAGAUGUACACUUGAAGCCCGCUGUAUAAACGUCUGCGCUGAUUUCUUUGCAAAUGCGUUGGGCCAAGCUUAUCUAAUUUCACAGAGAGAAGAUUGUUUGUGCCUGCUUUGUGUGUCAUAUUACAAACUGAUUUUAAAUCACCUUCCUCUUUGUAAGAUAGCAAUCAAACACUAAUGUAGUGCUGCUGUAUAAUUUUCAUAAAGAACAAUAAACA
Messenger RNA from Ctenopharyngodon idella (grass carp), 2450 nucleotides. It is a transcript of the gene spic, whose product is annotated as Spi-C transcription factor (Spi-1/PU.1 related). Gene Ontology annotation, cellular component: nucleus. Gene Ontology annotation, biological process: cell differentiation; regulation of transcription by RNA polymerase II. The transcript has 5 exons. The coding region runs from base 296 to 1084 and encodes 262 amino acids. NCBI's taxonomy places the organism in Eukaryota, Metazoa, Chordata, Actinopteri, Cypriniformes, Xenocyprididae. The record is from RefSeq and is a predicted model, not a curated record. Gene Ontology annotation, molecular function: sequence-specific DNA binding; DNA-binding transcription factor activity, RNA polymerase II-specific.